UGUAGUAGACUUCCUAGUUCCUAGGAUAAAAUUCAGCAUGCACCACAAUUAGACAUUUCAAAUUUUCAUAUAUAGUUAAGUUAGUUUGCAAUGAUAUUUUGUAUACACCACCAACUUAAAGUUACACUCAUAACACUACUAUCUCCCUCCCCUCCUCCCCAACUCCACCAUGGAAGAAGAAGCCCCCUCACUCUCCACCACCACCACAAGCCCUCUCCUCCUCCACGAGCGGUGUGGCCACCACCUCCGCCUCAAAACCACGCUCUGCGCCGAGCUCUCCGGCGCAGUGGGUGACCUCGGCACCUACAUCCCCAUCAUCCUCGCCCUCACCCUCGUCUCCCACCUCGACCUCAGCACCACCCUCAUCUUCACCGCCCUCUAUAACUUCACCACCGGCCUCCUCUUCGGCAUCCCCAUGCCCGUCCAGCCCAUGAAGUCCAUCGCUGCCGUCGCAAUCUCCGAGUCUCCCCACCUCUCCCUCCCCCAAAUCGCCGCCGCUGGUCUGUCCACCGCCGGAGUCCUCCUCCUCCUCGGGGUCACCGGCCUCAUGUCCUUCCUCUACCGCUUCCUCCCCUUCCCCGUCGUCCGUGGCGUCCAGCUCUCUCAAGGCCUCUCCUUUGCCUUCACCGCCGUUAAGUACAUUCGCUUCAAUCAAGACCUCGCCGCCUCCAAAUCCACCUCCCCUCGGCCCUGGCUCGGCCUCGAUGGCCUCCUCCUCGCCCUCUCUUCCCUUCUCUUCAUCGUCCUCGCCACCGGAUCCGGCGACAACGAUCACACUCACAAUCCCAGCACUGAAAACACAAUCAAUCGUCGCCGAUCACCAAGACUUAAUCAACGACUGAAAGUUUUAUCCCAAAUUCCUGCAGCUCUCGUAGUUUUCUUAUUUGGGCUGAUUUUGUGCUUUGUCCGCGACAUUUCAAUCUUGGGCGAUCUCAAAUUUGGGCCCUCUAAGAUAACCUUGUUGAAGAUUACAUGGGAAGAUUGGAAAAUUGGGUUUGUUCGCGGAGCAAUUCCCCAAAUCCCACUGUCAAUCUUAAACUCUGUGAUCGCCGUCUGCAAAUUAUCCGGCGAUCUGUUUCCAGACAGGGAGGCGUCAGCGAGGACGGUUUCGAUCAGCGUAGGGGUCAUGAACUUCGUCGGGUGCUGGUUCGGGGCAAUGCCUGUAUGCCAUGGAGCUGGAGGGCUUGCUGGGCAGUACAGAUUUGGAGGGAGGAGCGGGGCUUCGGUUGUGUUUUUGGGGAUUGGGAAGUUGGUUUUGGCUCUGCUGUUUGGGAACUCAUUUGUGAGUGUUCUGAACCAGUUUCCGAUUGGGAUUCUUGGGGUGCUCUUGCUUUUUGCUGGGAUUGAAUUGGCCAUGGCUUCGAAAGAUAUGAAUUCAAAGGAAGAGUCUUUUGUGAUGUUGGUUUGUGCUGCGGUUUCUUUGACUGGUUCUAGCUCUGCGUUGGGUUUUGGGUGUGGGAUUUUGUUGUUUUUGUUGCUCAAAUUGAGAGAGUUGGAGUUUUCUAGAGUUGGGUUUCUGAAAUCCAAGUCAGAAGAAUCAUCCAAAGAUGAUGAAGCUACUAGCUUGAUCCCUUGAGGUUUUGGGUUGGCCUGUUUUUGGUUCAAGUUGAAGGUGCUUGCUUGGUGGUAGUUCGUGCAAAUACUGCAAUGAGGGUUGGUUGCAGUUUUGGAUUUUCCCUCCACAGUGCAAGACCAAUAAUGGAGCCCUUUUAAUUUCCUAUGUCAUGGAAUAUAUGCACUAUAGUUUUUGGGUUUUGUUUCUUCUGGACUUUUUUUACAUUUACAAGCUACAUGUAUUAUGUUCUUUAUUGUGCAGAUAUAAAAUUACAAUGAUACAAUGAAAAAGAGAAGAUGUAAUAAUGUAAAGCCUAUAUGAGAUAUGAGAUCAGCAUUGCUUUUACAUUA
Messenger RNA from Prunus persica (peach), 1905 nucleotides. Its product is annotated as molybdate transporter 2. Gene Ontology annotation, molecular function: molybdate ion transmembrane transporter activity. The transcript has a single exon. The coding region runs from base 170 to 1576 and encodes 468 amino acids. Gene Ontology annotation, biological process: molybdate ion transport. The record is from RefSeq and is a predicted model, not a curated record. Lineage: Eukaryota; Viridiplantae; Streptophyta; Magnoliopsida; Rosales; Rosaceae.